Molecule: messenger RNA, 1071 nt
Organism: Penicillium maclennaniae
Lineage: Eukaryota; Fungi; Ascomycota; Eurotiomycetes; Eurotiales; Aspergillaceae
Product: NAD(P)H-dependent flavin oxidoreductase
Exons: 5
Coding region: 1-1071 (356 amino acids)
Molecular function (GO): nitronate monooxygenase activity
Source: RefSeq, a predicted model, not a curated record
AUGGCGCUCAUCACCACCCCAAUCACCCAGCUCCUUCACAUUGAGCACCCUAUCCUGCUCGCAGGAAUGGGCCAUACUGCCGGUUCUGACCUAGUAGCUGCCGUUUCAAAUGCAGGGGGACUGGGCGUGCUCGGUGGGUUGGGUUACACGCCAAAAAUGCUCCGCGACGCCAUCCAGGAAGUGAAAAGCAAGCUUCGUAAGCCGGAUCUACCGUUCGGCGUGGAUCUCUUGCUCCCCCAGAUGGGAGGCUCCGCCCGCAAAACCAACAAGGACUACACCAAGGGGGCUCUAAAUGAGCUGAUCAAUGUUAUCAUUGAGGAGAAAGCCGCGCUGUUCGUUUCAGCCGUGGGGAUUUCCCCAAAAGAAGUGGUCGAUCGGCUUCAUGGAGCGGGUAUCCUAUACAUGAACAUGGUCGGCCAUCCGAAGCACGUCCACAAAGCCUGUCAAGUGGGCGCCGACCUCAUCUGCGCUCAAGGUGGCGAGGCAGGCGGCCACACAGGUGAAAUUCCGACCAGCGUGCUCAUCCCUGCUUGCGCGGAUGUUUGCCGACAAUAUAAGUCCCCCCUAACGGCAGAGCCCGUCCAGCUCGUGGCGGCGGGCGGCAUUUUCGACGGCCGGGGCAUUGCUGCAGCGCUGAUGAUGGGCGCCAGUGCAGUAUGGGUUGGCACACGCUUCGUCACAGCCCGCGAGUCUGCCGCUCCGGAGCUGGGCAAGAAAGCUAUCAUCGACGCUGGAUUUCAAGACACUAUGAGAAGCACCUUGUGGACGGGUCGACCGCUGAGAGCUCUCGCAACGCCGUAUAUCCGGGACUGGGAACUCAACCGUCGCAGUGAAAUUGAGAAACUGCAGAACGAAGGCAAGAUUGUUUUGGAUUAUGAGCUGGAUAGGCUGGCAAAAGAAGGUAAAUUGACGGAUGAGAUUGAGGACCUGACUACACAGAGGCCGAUGGGUUGCGGUGCCGCCAUGGUGACCCAGGAAGGUCAGUCUGCAAAGGAGAUUGUGCUGGAGAUGGUGGUUGAGGCUUUUGGGCGGUUGAGCGGAGCUCGACAAUAUGUGGAGGCGAAACUCUGA